GGCCUUGAGAGCAACGUGCUGAGGUUUAUGGGGAAGAUGGUGACUGAAAAUCCCAUCGACAGAGAUAGACUCUUCAUAAUCUCCUUCUACCUCAGUGACGACACCAUCUGUGUGUUCGAACCACCUCAGAGGAACACCGGUGUGUUGGCGGGUAAGUUCCUUGAGCGUGGCAGAGUGAAGAAGCCUGGUCAGAAGCUGUUUAAGAGUGAGAUAUCCCAGUAUUUCAGUGCCCAGGACCUGUAUGUAGGAGCCAGGAUCAACCUCAACAACCAGGGCUUCCAGCUGAUCGAUGCUGAUGAGUACGCCUUCAACUACAUGGAGCAACACGCUGAGGAGUUCCCCAGGGCUAACAUGGGCUCCAUCAUCAGUAAGAUCCGCUCCAUCCCUGAGGACAAACAGAAUGAGAUUAAACAGUUCCUCACCCUCAGUGACCCUGGAAACACUGGACUGAUSCCCUACGAACCCUUCAG
Messenger RNA from Salvelinus sp. IW2-2015, 470 nucleotides. Its product is annotated as EF-hand domain-containing family member C2-like. Lineage: Eukaryota; Metazoa; Chordata; Actinopteri; Salmoniformes; Salmonidae. Gene Ontology annotation, biological process: mitotic spindle organization; regulation of neuron projection development; cilium-dependent cell motility. The record is from RefSeq and is a predicted model, not a curated record. Gene Ontology annotation, molecular function: alpha-tubulin binding. Gene Ontology annotation, cellular component: microtubule; axoneme; mitotic spindle.